This is a messenger RNA of Staurois parvus, 307 nucleotides long. Lineage: Eukaryota; Metazoa; Chordata; Amphibia; Anura; Ranidae. The record is from the annotation of a GenBank genome assembly.
UGAUUUUGCAUUUGCGGGAAAGACCUGUGUAUAAACAACAGAGAUCUCUCCUCAGUCAGCUCCUGCACACUGUUUUGUAUGGCUCUGCAUAGCCAUACAAAGCAGUGUGCUUAUAGUGAAAACACACACACAUAGCGCACAUAGUAAAACAGCACACAAUUAACCCUUUGAUCGCCCCACAUGUUAAAUGCCCUUCCUGCCCAGUGCCAUUAGUACAGUGUCAGUGCUUUUUAUUAGCACUGAUCACUGUAUUGGUGUCACUGGGGAUGUCAGUGACACCAAGUCAGUUCCUCCCAGUGCAAAUAUG